CCAUGUACCAGCGACAUAUGUGCCCUUCCCUGGGCGCGAUACGGCGGCCAUUGACGAAAGAUGUAGCGGCAAUAUCGAAUUCCUGCGCACGAUCCUUCCAUGGAUCUGCUCGCAGGCUUGAGGAGCAGCCUGGUGAUGGACCAGCGCCUCCGCCUGCUCCAUCCUCAACUCCUGAGCGCGAGACCCGCAGAACCCGCAAUGCGAAGCAGGCACGCGCAGUCAACUCUCUCCAAUUCCGCCGUCCACUCCCCCAGAACGCGGGUCUAGGAGCGGGUGUCUUCCCCAGCGGCCAGCAUAUAAAGGGGACCUUCCGACCACGACGCCCUGAAGGCACAGCCGAUGCCACCAGCGAGUCGCAGCAAACACCCCAAGGCACAGGGCAAACCCGCAAACCACUCAUAUCCCGCGUCGGCGUAGGCCCACUAGCAACCCGCGGCGCCGCUCCGCCCCCAGGCCCUAUGGUCCGCGCCCCGUCCAAACUACGAAUAACCCGAAACGCAGGCCCCUCUCGCGCCGGCGGUCCCAAUCUGCGCGGCCGCGGGCCAUCCUCCACCUCCUCCCGCGAAGCAGCCCCGAAACGCCGCGAGAAGAAAGCCUCCUCCAAAGCCGCCCCAGCCCAGGGACAACAAGACGUAGACCCCGGGCAGGCAAUGCCCGACGGUAUGGUACAACACUUGCUGCGAUUGCAGAGGAAGGAGUGGGAUCGCGUGCCGUAUGUGCCGAGGUAUGCGCCGGGCAGCUUUGAGGCGAAUGAGUUGAUCCAUAGGGGACGGGAACUGUUCAGGGGGGAGGCGCCGCCGGUGAAAGUGUGGGGACCGCUGGAGAAGAGGCUGAAGAUUGUGGGGAUGCAUGGCGCAGAGGCUCACUUACAGGUUAGGAGGGUUUUGGAUGGAGAUGACAAACCGUUUGGGAAGGAGGACGCUAUGGAAAAGAAAUAUAGACAGAAGGAUGCCCCUCAGGUUGUGCCUCAGGUUGCUUGAGCCAGCGGGUUGGGCAGGCAUUGUAGCAUAUGUACAUAUCAGAUGUAUCAGUCAACACAACGCUUUCUCU
Trematosphaeria pertusa is the source of this 1050-nucleotide messenger RNA. RefSeq lists its product as uncharacterized. The annotation marks the transcript as partial. NCBI's taxonomy places the organism in Eukaryota, Fungi, Ascomycota, Dothideomycetes, Pleosporales, Trematosphaeriaceae. The transcript has 2 exons. The record is from RefSeq and is a predicted model, not a curated record.